Molecule: messenger RNA, 1488 nt
Organism: Ascoidea rubescens DSM 1968
Lineage: Eukaryota; Fungi; Ascomycota; Saccharomycetes; Ascoideales; Ascoideaceae
Gene: ARP4
Product: Arp4p
Exons: 4
Coding region: 1-1488 (495 amino acids)
Biological process (GO): regulation of transcription by RNA polymerase II
Cellular component (GO): SWI/SNF complex; NuA4 histone acetyltransferase complex
Molecular function (GO): chromatin binding
Source: RefSeq, a predicted model, not a curated record
AUGAGUUCGACAGUCGCUCCUCAGGUUUAUGGUGGUGAUGAAGUUGGGGCUAUUGUUUUAGAUCCUGGAUCAUACAGAACAUCUUGUGGAUUUGCUGGAGAUGAAUUUCCCAGGGUUACAGCACCAUCAUAUGUUUCCUAUGAUCCUAGUGUUGAAUCAAUGGAGAUUGAUUUGAAAACUAGUUCAUAUUCAAGUUUUAAAAGAAGAAAUAAUUAUCAUUAUGGAGAAUCGAUUUAUUUGCCUCGAGCUAAUUAUAAGAUUAAACCGAUAAUUAAGGAUUCAGUGAUUGAAGAUUGGGAUUCUAGUAUAGAAUAUUUUGAUUAUUUUUUCAAGGAAUUAUAUUUGAAAGAUGAGGAUAUUAGUGACUUGCCAUUAUUGUUGACGGAACCUAUAUGGAAUAGUAAAAAGAAUAAGAUCAAGUCUAUGGAGAUUUUCCUAGAGUAUUUCAAGGUUCCAGCAUUUUAUUUAGUCAAGACCCCUACAUGUUGUUCGUUUGCUAGUGGGAGGGCUAAUAGUUUAGUGGUUGAUUUAGGACACGAUAAUUGCUCAGUUACUCCAGUUAUUGAUGGAAUGUGUUUAACAAAGAAUACGAUGAUGACGCAUUAUUCAGGAAAAUUGAUGUCAAAUUGUAUUGAUAAUUUUUUUGAAAGAGAUCAUCAGAUUGAUAUUGUUCCCCAAUAUUUGGUUAAGAAUAAACAAAUAAUGAAUCAGUCAUUGGUCAGGAAUGUUAAUGAAGAGAUUAGUGAUAAGAUAAAGAGAGAGGAUAUCAGAAGAAUAAACGGUAAAACGGAAUUAAAAAAGAUAUUCAAGGAGAUUAAAGAGACAAUAGUGAAGAUUCGAAAUAUUGAUCCAAGCAAUAAUAAUUUAAGCACAAACAAUACCAGCACUUAUAGUUUCAGUAACGAGACUAUUUAUUAUGAGUUCCCAAAUGGAUUGAAUGUUGAGUUAAGUGAAGAGCAAAGGUUCCAACUUGGUGAUGUGUUGUUUAAUCCUGGAGAGUAUGUUAGAAAGAUGCGAAAUGAAAGAAUGGGAAAGAAAAAGAGAAACGAUGCAAACAGCACAAGUGGUGGCGAUAGAGAAGGGGUGUCAGAGGAAAGCAAUGAGAAAGAAAGUGAUGGUGGUGAUGUUGAGAUGAAGACUAAAGAAGAGACGGUGGUGAGCGUUCCCGGAAUUACACAACUCGCGCAGACGGUGUUGCAGUCGAUCGACGUGGAUAUUCGGCCACAGUUGUUCCAUAACGUUAUUGUGACCGGUUCUGUGUCGUUGGUUCCGGGGCUCACAGAGCGGUUACAUCAGGAGCUCACGACGCUCAACCCGGGCAUGAAGCUUCGGAUGCACAGCAUGGGUAACUUCUACGAGCGCAGCUACCAGAGCUGGAUCGGGGGCAGCAUUUUGGCCGGCCUAGGCACGUUCCACCAGUUGUGGGUGAGCCGGCAGGAGUACGAGGAGGUGGGCCCUGACCGGUUGAUCCUUGAGCGGUUCAGAUAG